Messenger RNA from Gracilinanus agilis (Agile Gracile Mouse Opossum), 1410 nucleotides. Its product is annotated as fizzy-related protein homolog. The record is from RefSeq and is a predicted model, not a curated record. The transcript has a single exon. Bases 1 to 1410 code for a protein of 469 amino acids. Gene Ontology annotation, cellular component: anaphase-promoting complex. Lineage: Eukaryota; Metazoa; Chordata; Mammalia; Didelphimorphia; Didelphidae. Gene Ontology annotation, biological process: positive regulation of anaphase-promoting complex-dependent catabolic process; anaphase-promoting complex-dependent catabolic process; positive regulation of ubiquitin protein ligase activity. Gene Ontology annotation, molecular function: ubiquitin ligase activator activity; protein binding; anaphase-promoting complex binding.
AUGAGCUGGAGCCUGGCACUGCCCACUUCUCCGAUGACGCCCACUGCCAGCCGAUACGGAGACCGCUACAUUCCCUCUCGGGCGGCGGCCAACUGGGACGCGCACUUCCACAGCAAAGACGACUCUGAGUCGUCUCCUGGGCCAAGGCAGAAAACAGAAGGCGCCAACUCCGGCAAGAGGAAAAGUGGCCUCAUCUACUCCACCGUGCUGAAGAACGAGCUGCUGGGAGCUAGGCUACAGAAGGCUCCGAGCCUGGAAUCCGGGGAGAACCAGAGCCCGCAGCCUUGCGAGUCAGACAGAAGGAAUCUUUUCACCUACUCCCCCAACACCUUCCACUGGAGACCCGAGAUAGGCAGCGAGAUGUCAGCCUACUCUCUGUCGCCCAUCAGCAGAAGCAGUCAGACCUUACUGACGUCAGUGCAGAGACAGGCCAGGAUCAUUCCCAGAAGCCCCUUCAAAAUCCUCGAGGCUCCUGAACUCAGUGACGACUUCUACCUGAACCUGCUCGAUUGGUCGCGCCGCAACGUGGUCGCUGUGGGCCUGGGCAGUACCGUUUUCCUGUGGAGUGCCGCUACCAGCCAGGUAACAGAGCUGUGCGACCUCGCCCAGGAAGAGGACGCCGUGACCUCUGUGAGUUGGACUGACCGUGGGACCCUGCUGGCUAUCGGCACGCAGAAAGGCAUCGUGCAGAUCUGGGAUGCCGAUGCCGAGAAGAGGGUGGCCGUAAUGGAGGGCCACUCGGGCAGGGUCAGCUCGUUGGCCUGGAACGGGAGCCAGAUUUCCUCGGGGAGCAGAGACCGAAGGAUCUACCAGAGAGAUGUCCGAGCUUGCCCCCUGCAGUCUCAGCGCUGGCUGCAAGGCCACAAGCAGGAGGUGUGUGGGCUGAGGUGGUCCACGGAUCGCCAGCUGCUGGCCUCGGGUGGCAACGACAACAGGCUUCUGCUCUGGAAUUGCUACAGUUUAAAGCCUGUCCAGAAGUACACAGCUCACAAGGCGGCCGUGAAGGCCAUCGCCUGGUCUCCCCACCAGCACGGCCUCUUGGCAUCCGGUGGCGGUUCGGCCGACCGCUGCAUUCGCUUCUGGAACACGCUGACCGGGCAGCCCCUGCAGCACAUCGACACCGGUUCCCAGGUGUGCAACCUGGCCUGGUCCAAACAGGACAACGAGCUGGUCAGCACCCACGGCUACUCGGAGAACCAGAUCGUCAUCUGGAAAUACCCGUCGAUGACGCAAGUCGCCAAACUCACGGGGCAUCUAUACCGAGUCCUGUACCUGGCCGUGUCUCCCGAUGGGCAGACCAUAGUGACGGGGGCCGGAGACAAGAGCCUGAGGUUUUGGAACGUCUUCCGGAAAGCCCGUUCCCAGAAGGAGUCCGGAUCGGCCCUCAGCCUCUUCACCAGAAUCCGGUAA